UAAGGGAAGCUGCAUUCGCAGCAUCCAAUUUUACAAGCUUCAAUGAGAUGCUCGUCCGAAUGAGCGAUGCGUUUUCAUAAACUACAAUAUUAUAGUCUUGUGAUAAUACUAUAGCCACAAUAGUACGUCACUACGUUAGAUCAGGUUAUGUUUAUGGUUACAUUGUGUUCUACAGCCGACGGUAGAUAUAAAUGAUAAUAAAUUAUUACUGGCCUUUCGGAAUUUAAAUUUUUUUUACAAUACAUUUUAAACUUAUAAUUAAGCCAACCUUAGUCCAUAACUAUUAACUAUGUUAGCCUUCUAGUUUUUAAAAUAAUUCUUAACGCUAGUUUAUAUACAGACUAUAUAAAUGUUUGAUUUUUAUUAUAUGUUAUGUUUAUAAAAGUAUUAUAAUCUAUAUGGAUAGACAACAGUUUCCGUUGUCUUACGGUGGUGACAACGACAUCGGAGACUACUUAUAUAACUUCCCAGCGGAUUACUAUGAAUUGUAUGAUGAUCAAUUAGAAGAUGAGAAUCAGUAUUAUCAAUCAAAUACAGAAACUCAUGAUGAACCCUCGUUUUGGAGCAAUCUAACAUUUCACCAGUUAUGCACUCAAUGUGUUGUGCCUGCUGUUGGAAGUACUGGCAAUCUACUGGGAACUACACUUAUUCUAUGCGUGUUUUUCCGAUUAUUCAUUGUUAUAUGCAAUAAAAUCAAAAUAGUUCCUGAAGCAAUCUUGCACACAGUGUGCGCCAUAUGCGGUAUUCUACCAUUAAUCAUAUUUCAUGAAGAUGGAGAUGUGUACCAAUUAUUACUACAAAUUAUACUGUACCCUAUGUUCUGUUACAUAGUGUCUAUAAUAUGUAUAUUGACUUUAAAACACCAUUCCUCUAUUGUGUUCUCUAUUAUAAUCCUAUUUACAUUAUUCUAUCGUGAAUGUUUUACAAAUGAUUCAAAAUGGCAAAAAACCAAAAGUGCUCAUAUGCUAAUGUCAAUGAAAGCAAUGGCAAUAUUAUUUGAUAUUCAAUCGAAUAAAUUGCGAAAGUUUCCUUCAGUUCCUCAGUAUACAGGUUAUAUGAUGUGCGCAGGUACUGUUUAUCUGGGUCCAUUUUUAACAUUUCAAGAAUACUCAAACGCGUUUUUGUUCUCUGUUAAUUGGAACAAGACCAAAGUCUGUCAUUUAAUAUGGAAAAUAAUAAUUUCGUUGCUUUGCUUCGUUUUAUCAAUUUGUGUUGUAGAUUGGCUGUUUAGCCAACAUUUAUCAACCAAUAAUAAAAGUAAUUCAAUUAUUAACAUUUUUCUAACUAUGUACAAACAAGCUUUGGAGUUCCGUACUGGUCAUUAUUUUGUUGCCUAUGCAUCUACAGUAUUUGCAACUGUUUGUGGAUACCACAGUGAAUACAACAGUGAAAUAUUAGUAACUCGACCAUUAAUUAUGGAAUGGCCACGAUCUCUUCUACAUGUUGUUGUGCAUUGGAAUGCGCCAAUGCACUAUUGGUUAAAAAAGUAUGUAUUCGAAGAAGUACUAAAAUAUGGCAAUAAAAAUAAAAAACAUAGAAAUAGAUUUAUUGCUGUAGGAACCACAUAUCUAGUGAGCUCUCUAUUACAUGGAUUAGAACGACGUUUAUCAGCUGUACUACUUUCUCUUGCUGCUUAUACAUAUGUAGAACACCAAAUUCGUACCAAACUGGCAUCAAGAUUUCCAAACACAUUUUCUUAUUAUGCUAAAAACAAAGAUUCCCGCCAUAAUUCAAAAACUUACUUAGGUAGCCCAAAUCAAAAUAAUUGGUUAUUUUGGAGUAUUAACCUUAUGUUUACUAUUUUAAACAUUAUACAUUUAGCUUAUCUUGGUUCAAUAGUAGAUAUGUCCGUAGACAACUCUCAUAAUACUACCUACCAAGAAUCUUUUGCUCCUUGGAGUCGAGUAUCGUAUUUUAGUCAUUUUAUAACGUUAGUUAUGUUUUUUAUCAGUUUUAUACUUUAAGUGUAUAUAUUAUACAUAUAUAAGUCUUUUGUAAGCAUAAAAAAUAUAUAUAUUUUUUUUUAUUUUUUUAUGUAAUAUAAUAUACUGGUUAUUUGAAUUAAAAAUAUGUUAAAGCUAAACAGACCAACUUAGAAAACAAAUAAACAAUUAAAAAAAAAGUAAGAAAAUGACAUUAAAAUAAUAAAUAUUUAGUAGUACUUAUUCAAUACUUAUGAUAGUAAGAAUAAUUAAUCGAACGAGAAAUGAUGGGUAUUGUUGGCCAGAUUUGUCAUCCUAUACAAAGAAUUAUUAUUAAAAUAAAACAAACAACAUUAACAUUAAAUAA
Messenger RNA from Aphis gossypii (cotton aphid), 2289 nucleotides. It is a transcript of the gene por, whose product is annotated as protein-serine O-palmitoleoyltransferase porcupine. NCBI's taxonomy places the organism in Eukaryota, Metazoa, Arthropoda, Insecta, Hemiptera, Aphididae. The record is from RefSeq and is a predicted model, not a curated record. Gene Ontology annotation, cellular component: membrane; endoplasmic reticulum. The transcript has 7 exons. The coding region runs from base 399 to 1964 and encodes 521 amino acids. Gene Ontology annotation, molecular function: Wnt-protein binding; palmitoleoyltransferase activity. Gene Ontology annotation, biological process: Wnt protein secretion; canonical Wnt signaling pathway; lipid modification.